AUGCAUUAUGGGAAGCAGAUAAUUCCGAGGGUAUUUAAGGUCAUAGACUUGCACAGAAAUAGCUACGUCAAUGCUAGACCGUCGGUCAAGCACUGUUUCCACCCCAAAGCGUCUAAAGUCCAGCAGAUUAUGCUUAGUCCCACCAAGUACUUCUUUCGAAGCAAUUUCAACAGUAUGAAUUAUAUGACCAAAGAUUUGCAACUCGAAAGUAAAACAUUCAGCAAGAUAAACGUCGGCAUUACUGAGAGCAAGCCUAGUCAGCAAAGAGCAAGUAUAUCGAAAUCUGCUGCCGGUAUCGGAGUGAAAUCUUCGGCGGCCAUGGGAAAGACUCUGAGUAGAAUGAAGGUCAGAAGACAGUCAUUCGGCUUUGGUGGUGUGGCUGGUAUAAGGGCAGAAAAGAAGACCUCGCAGGUUGGAACGGAAUACAAGCGACCCCCAAUGUUGUACCUACCCACGUACCAGCUGGACCCUCGUACUAAGUUUCAUGUGCCAAGUGUGGAGAAGACUGUUAAUGCAGUCCUGGAUGAUUACUUCGACCCACAUAAAUAUAGUAACUCGGAGUCACCAGGACUAACGGUGAUCAUGGCAGGAGAAAUAAUGAGGCACGUCAAGGCUUUCAGUUUCGAUCGCUACAGAAUCAUCGCUGUGGUCACCAUGGCACAGAGGAGAUCACAAAGCUACUACAAUGCGGUCUCAUUCUUGUGGGACCACGAAAGGGAUAACCUUGUAGAUAUGCACAGAGAAAGCAUUACUGCUUUCGUCCAAGUUACAGUCUUUGGCAUAUAUCUCGACUAAACCUUGCGUUAUAUCGUCAGCAUAGCCUAAAUUUGUCUACUGAUGACAAAGGUCUUCCCGAAUCUAGAGAGUUCUACCCAUACUCACCGUACUGGGAAUGCGUGUUUGAGCGCAGUGUGGCAAUAUUUUUUAGCUUCGGAGAUGCUGUUGUCAAUCUUAUAUAUUACGGGUUAUUUAGUAUAACAUAGUAUAUUUUAGAUUAUAUUGUUUAACUUUACAUAGUACUUUUAAUUUUUAAUUCUAUUCUGUAACUUUUUAAUUUUAUUUAGUAUAGUUUAAUAAAAGAUUUACUUGUUGAGUUACGAUAUAUUUUAGAUUAACUUGUUUAGUUACAAUAUAUUUUAGAUUUACUUACAGUACUUUUUAUG
Molecule: messenger RNA, 1163 nt
Organism: Helicoverpa armigera (cotton bollworm)
Lineage: Eukaryota; Metazoa; Arthropoda; Insecta; Lepidoptera; Noctuidae
Product: dynein light chain Tctex-type 5-like
Exons: 4
Coding region: 1-795 (264 amino acids)
Biological process (GO): microtubule-based movement
Cellular component (GO): cytoplasm; cytoplasmic dynein complex
Molecular function (GO): dynein intermediate chain binding
Source: RefSeq, a predicted model, not a curated record